Messenger RNA from Pipistrellus nathusii (Nathusius's pipistrelle), 864 nucleotides. Lineage: Eukaryota; Metazoa; Chordata; Mammalia; Chiroptera; Vespertilionidae. The record is from the annotation of a GenBank genome assembly.
AUGUCCCAGGAAGGCGUAGAGCUGGAGAAGAGCGUCCGGCGCCUCCGGGAGAAGUUUCACGGGAAGGUCUCCUCCAGGAAGGCGGGGACUCUGAUGAGGAAAUUUGGCAGCGACCACACUGGAGUGGGCCGCUCCAUCGUGUACGGAGUAAAGCAGAAAGAUGGACAGGAACUGAGUCAGGACCUGGAGGCCCAGGACCCGCCAGAGGACAUGAAGCAGGACCAAGACAUCCAGGCAGUGGCCACCUCCCUCCUGCCGCUGACGAAAGCCAACCUGCGCAUGUUCCAGCACGCGCAGGAUGACCUCAUCCCCGCCGAGGAUCGGCAGUUUGCCUGCUCCUCCUGUGACCACGUCUGGUGGCGCCGUGUGCCUCUGCGGAAGGAGGUGUCGCGGUGCAGGAGAUGCCGAAAGCGCUAUGAGCCAGUGCCCCGUGACAAGAUGUGGGGCGUGGCCGAGUUCCACUGCCCCAAGUGCGGGCACAACUUCCGGGGCUGGGCUCAGAUGGGGUCCCCAUCCCCUUGUUACGGGUGUGACUUUCCGGUGUAUCCGACACGGAUCCUCCCCCCGCGCCGGGACCGGGACACGGAUCACCGCAGCACCCACACCCACUCCUGCUCGGCUGCCGACUGCUUGAACCGGCGAGAGCCCCACGUGCCUGGGACAUCCUGCGCACACCCCAAGAGCCGGAAGCAGAACCACCUGCCCAAAGUCCUGUACCCCAGCGACCCCCACAUCAGCAGCGGCUCCACGGUGGGCACCUGCCUGAGCCAGGGGAGCCUCCUAGAAGACCUGGACAACCUCAUCCUGGAGGACCUGAAGGAGGAGGAGGAAGAGGAGGAGGAGGAGGGUGGGCACCGGGAGUGA